Messenger RNA from Galdieria sulphuraria, 1291 nucleotides. RefSeq lists its product as uncharacterized. The record is from RefSeq and is a predicted model, not a curated record. NCBI's taxonomy places the organism in Eukaryota, Rhodophyta, Bangiophyceae, Galdieriales, Galdieriaceae. The transcript has a single exon. The coding region runs from base 103 to 696 and encodes 197 amino acids.
GAUACAAAGUAACUGUAAUAUCCAAGGCAUUCCGUUACUACCAUCAAUAAUCCUCUAUGACUCCUCUAUGAUUGUGGUAACUUUCCUCAGUGGAAACAAAUUAUGGAUAGUUGGGGUCAAAAGUUAUUAGACUCUGCGUUUACUAUUUCGGAAAUGUUAACCAUAGGUUUAGGUUUGUCGUCUUCAACCUUACCAGAGUUUAUUCGGUUUGGUACACACAUAUUAUCGCCUAGUGGUUCUGACCUGAAUAUUUAUGGAGAUAAAGCAGGAACAGUUCUUGCAGGUUUUCACUCUGAUAUUAGUUUUCUUACUAUUCAUGGUCGCUCACGUUUUCUUGGACUUUAUUUGUUUACUUCAGAAGGUGAUCGUAUACCAUGUAAGAUACCCAAAGGCUAUUUACUAGUUCAAGCCGGUGCGCAACUUGACUAUCUUACAGGAGGAUACACUAAGAAAGGAUAUUAUGAAGUUGUUGUUCCGGAGAAUACUUGUAGAGUUGUCAAAGUAUGGAAGGAAAAAAGUGAUUCUUUAUGGGCAGUUCAUCCCGCGAUGAAUGUUCAUGUGGAGCCGGAUCGAGUUCUUCAACCUGUUGGUGAAUUUGGACAUGGUAUGCAAGCAGACUGGUAUCCACCUAUUUAUGCCGGAGAGCAAGUAGAAGAAGAACUAGAAAGUAUUAAGUUGACACGUAUUGCAAGUUGAUGACAGAUGGUUUGCUUGUAGAAUUAAGAAUUUUUUGAUUCCGGUUCUCAUGAUAUUGAGUGUAAUCAUGGGCUACUUGUUUUAUUAUGCAAUACUCUCUUUGAGUGUACCGACUAUUGAAAGAGUUUACAGACAAACGAUGUAUUUCAAGUUUCUUGCCUCAAUUUUACUACAUUCGCAGUUCUGAUUUGUUUCUUUGUCAUAUGUAAUAUUGAGCUGAAUGUUGAAGUUUUUUGCGUCUUUUAGGUAGAAGUUACAACCAUUGAUUUCAUUGCGAACCUAUCUGUUUUCUUAGACUAAUAUGUUGCUUUUCCAUUAAAACAAGUAAACUAGGCACAAGUUAUGACGGACGUAACUUUCUCUAGGUAGAAUGUGACUUUCAUUCUGCUGCCUUCUCAAUCUGGAUGGUAAUCAGUUUCAAGUACUCUGAUGAAGACGACACUUUUUGAUAUUAAAUAGCAUCAGAGUUCAAGUGAUUUUCUACAAAAAGUAUUCGUAGACAAUACUAACCAUUUAUCUUUCAAAAAGUAGCUUCAUUAAGUCAAUACGCAACGUUUGUGCAUCUACGGAAACUCAUUUGAUUUGUCGAAUGAAG